CGCUUACACUGUAACGCAACUUCAACUUCCUGUUUUCUGGACCGGGGUCGAAACUGUAGAGCUUUGUAGCUUUUAACACGAGCUUCACAUCAGCGUUACUAGAUUAGUUGAAAGCGGUAAUCUAGUAACGUUGCUUCACAUCGCCUACUCGCCGUCUUGCGCUCCUUUCGGCUAAGCUUGGCGAAGCAAUACUCGGUCAGCAGGCAACCACAGUCAGUGAGAUUUCAAAGAUGGUAGACUACAGCAAGUGGAAAACAAUCGAGGUGUCGGAUGAUGAGGACGACACGCACCCCAACAUUGACACGCCAAGCUUGUUUCGAUGGCGGCACCAGGCGCGUGUCGAACGGAUGAACGAAAUGAAGAAGGAACGUGAGGAGUUCAACAGGAGGAAGGCCAAGCACGACAAAAUGCUGCUGGAAGCCCGCAAGCGAUGUGAGGGCAAGACUGGCAAAGACCUGGAGCAGGCAAAGCGAGACGUCGCGAAGCUCGAGAGGAAGGACAAGGAGCUGCGCAAGGAGAAGGAAGAGUUGGACAAAAAGGAGAAGCUGGCACCUUGGAAUGUUGAUACCAUCAGCAAGGAAGGUUUUCAAAAAACGAUUCUGAACAAGCCGAAACCAAAGGAGGAAGUCGUCUUGACAGAAGAAGAAAAGGAACAGACGCAGAAAAAAUUUGUGUCGGAGAACGAGUCGCUGCUGAAGCAGUUCGGGAUGCUGCAGAAGUACGACGACAGCAAGCGCUUCCUCCUGGAGCACCCGCACCUGGCGAGCGAAUACACGGCCAACUACUUGGUCCUCUGGUGCAUACGACUCGAGAUGGACGACAAGCACGAGCUCAUGGCCCACGUCGCCCACCAGUGCAUCUGCGUCCAGUACGUCCUGGAGCUCGGCAAGCAGCUCGAGGUGGACCCGCGAUCCUGCAUUUCUUCAUUCUUCACACGCAUCCAGAUGGCUGACCAACAGUACAAGGACGCCUUUGAAGACGAACUGAAGGGAUUCAAGGAACGUGUCCAGUUGCGAGCCCGAGAGAAGCUGGAAGAAGUGGUCAAGGAGAUUGAAGAAGUGAGUGUCAGUGAGUGCAAAGAAGAAGAACGGCAGGAGAGGCUAGGACCUGGCGGUCUUGACCCAGUUGAGGUGUUCGAGUCCCUGCCUGAGUCUAUGCAGAAGUGCUUCGAGUCUCGCGACCUGGACAUGCUGAAGGAUGUCAUCGCCAGCAUGCCCGAGGAAGAGGCCAGGUACCACAUGAAGCGCUGCGUCGACUCUGGCCUCUGGGUGCCUGACGCCAAGGCCGCGGAGGCGUCAGAGGCGUCGGCACCGUUGGAGGCGUCCUCCGAGACAUCAGGCGCAGAGUGAAGGAGGAAGGACCGCAACAAGGAUGAUGCCGUGCAUUAAUUGAGGCCAACACAAGCAAAGGAAUGCUAGAGCAGGAAAAAAUUUGAAUGCCUGGAGAUGUCCUUGUGCCGUGUCCAACGAGAUACUUCAAUACAUGGACACAAAUUAACUGCUUGUUUCUGUGCAUAAUGUUUUUGUUUUUGCUGUGUACAUAGAAAGCAUCGAGAUUUUUUUUUUUUUGUGAUUCUUAUUUUACUCCCCACUUUGCCGACACUUGGUAGGAACGCGUUUGCUGUUUUAACUUUGAGGAGAUUUUGCUUACGGAAAAGAAAAGGCUAACGAAAUCUUGACAGAUCAGUACUGGUAGCCAGGAUAAUGAGCAUCACAGCUUCUUUAUUUUCACAGAUGAAGAAAACUUGCCAAGAGACAUGCGCCUUUCUAUGCUUCCUGAAAAAUAGUCCACUAAUAAAUUGCUGCCAUGAUUUCUGAGAAUCGAAACUGGCGAGUCAUGUAAAUUUCUAUGUAAAAAAAAUUUUUUUUUGCUGGAAUAAAAUUGCACCAUUCACAUA
Messenger RNA from Dermacentor andersoni, 1897 nucleotides. It is a transcript of the gene Cdc37, whose product is annotated as cell division cycle protein 37. The record is from RefSeq and is a predicted model, not a curated record. Gene Ontology annotation, cellular component: cytoplasm. Gene Ontology annotation, molecular function: protein kinase binding; heat shock protein binding; protein-folding chaperone binding. Lineage: Eukaryota; Metazoa; Arthropoda; Arachnida; Ixodida; Ixodidae. Gene Ontology annotation, biological process: protein folding; protein stabilization.